Molecule: messenger RNA, 1854 nt
Organism: Nerophis lumbriciformis (worm pipefish)
Lineage: Eukaryota; Metazoa; Chordata; Actinopteri; Syngnathiformes; Syngnathidae
Gene: myct1a
Product: myc target 1a
Cellular component (GO): nucleoplasm
Source: RefSeq, a predicted model, not a curated record
GGCUACAAGGCUUCUUAAUUUUAAUGACUUUCAAAGGCUUCAGUUUAACCACUCGGCUAAACACUCCCAGCGGAACAAUCAAGGCCUAAAAGACGCAUCACAGCUUUUUUGGUUGUCUGUUCCACUGCCUCAGCUCGACGAUGAAUCGGUGGUGUUCGAAAAACCAAACAGGAAGCUGGCACGGCUCAAGGUGACCGUCUGCUAGGGCCUUCUUUGGCUGCGGCCGAAGCGUCGCGUCGCCCCUGGCAACCGGAUGGCAAACUUGGCUGCAGGCCAAACGGAGGAUCAGCGCCAGUUCUACCAACAAUCAGAAGCUUAAGAAUUUGGCAAGUGGAUGCUGUCUUCGUCCCCUGCCUCAUUUUCUUGUUGUUGUCUUUUUUCCUGCCAAGGAAGUUGUAAUUUCUGAUUGUAUUGUUUGGUACCAGUAUUACGCAAGUAUUACUUACUAGUUUGAAGCUCCUAUCAAUGAUUCAUUUACACCUUUGCUGCCCUAUUAUUGUGUAAGGAGCCAUACUGUACUUAAGUUAAGCAAGGGCCCUGUAUGCUAACUAUCACAAAACCUACAAUUGUAGGGCUGUAGACAACAACAACAUAUACCCAUACUGCAAUUGUUUAUGAUACUGCAUCAUGAAAUCUUCAAAUUCUUCAAAUUCAAACCUGGCAGUAUUGCUGUAUUAUCGACACAUGUUUGUUUGUCUAAGCCAGUAGUUCUGAAUUAUUUUCUAUCACAAUACCACAAUAUUUGGUACAGACUUUUAGGGCCCUGACAAACACGUGUGUAAAAUCUGAGCAAGAUUGCUUAAAAAACAUUGCCAUCAUCAAGCAAAACGUUUUUGCUAGGACACAGGGAGCACUUGGCAACUAACUGUCUGUAAGUCAUUGACUAUUUGUCUAAGGAUUAUCAAACUUUGAGAAUAUCAGUAUCUACAUCCAUGACCAUCUGACAAAAUGCAACGCUGACAUUGCCAAGGAGGCACAGGACAUUAAAUUUACCAUCAAGAAGAAGAAGGUGGUACCUCUGCAGUGAGGCGAGACCAUCCAUUCCUAUGCACUCCAAUGCAGCGAGGCUCAGGGUGACCGCUACCAUUGACAGCCCCUCAGGACCAAACAGAUGCAGCCAAGGAGAGAAGAGACACUUCACUGCAGCAGAGUCCCUCUGAUCAUAGCGUUCUGUGUUUCUGUGGCUGUGGGUCUAGUCUUGGGCGCUCUGGUCUAUGUGAUCCUCACAUGGUUUUCCCGACGAAGAGCUGGCUCUGCCAGAAUCACGAGCUGCCCCCUUCGCCAGUCCCGUACAUGCCCUAGAAACUACCCGGGCUUCAACCGCAACAGCAGCAGCCACGACCGGCGAAGCAACAACAGCUUGGUCAGCGCCGCGUACACCUUCUACCGCCAGACCUCAAACCCGGAUUCCCUCGACCCGCUGGGGUACAAGUCUAGCUUCAGGGCGUCAACCUUCCAUCCUCUUCUCCACUGUAGCCAAAUUGCCAGGGAGGCGGAAGAGGGAAGUCAGGCGUCGUUGCCCCGCACGCCCACCCUGACAAUCACUACCAACUCAGCUCACUCAGCUGCCACUCCACCCAGACCCCACUCUUUUUGGGGGGACAGCGGGGAUUUCCAAGCAACACAGACCCCCCCUCCUGCUUACGAAAGUAUCAUUAAAGCUUAUCAGGAGACUCAUACCUAGGAUGCAAAUGAAAUGAAAUCCAAAGACAAAAGCUGCUGAUCAUAGCACACAAAAAAAAAAAACUUUUUAAAAAAGAAUGACAAAUGUCACCCAUAUCUUAAGUACCACCAACAAGUAAAGUUUUUUACUAUGCAAAUUGUCACCUGGGCUUUAAUAAACAAUCCAGACCA